UUGACGACGACGACCUCGACGAUAUCGACCUCACGGCAUCGACGAACUCGACGACGACGACAAGGCAACGAACUCGGCAGGCCUCGGUUGGGUGAUAGGGACGGGCCUGGGUCCUCGACGAUGACCUCGACGAUGAAAACGACGACGACGACGAUGACAACGACGACGACUACAACGACGACGACUACGACCACCUCGAUAACGACGACAACAACAAGGCAACGAUAUCGAAGGCCUCGGUUGGGUGGCAGGGACGGGCCUGGGUCCUCGACGACGGCCUUGCGACACCAACCUCACGACACCGACCUCACGACACCGACCUCACGACACCGACCUCACGACACCGACCUCACGACACCGGUCUCACAGCAACGACCUCGCGCCACCAGCACUGACGACGACCUCGACAAGACAACGAGAUCUACAGGCCUCGGUUGGGUGGUUGGGACGGGCCUGGGACAACGACCAUCUAGCACCUCUUAGAGCGACGUUCUCUUUGCGCUGCGACACUAGCCGAGUAUGAGCAGUGGGGACUGGUCUUCACGCGACAGAAUCUGCUCAUCAACAACCAUCUCGAUAUCAACCUCUUCGACAACAAUCUCAUCGACAAGAAC
Molecule: messenger RNA, 614 nt
Organism: Aspergillus fijiensis CBS 313.89
Lineage: Eukaryota; Fungi; Ascomycota; Eurotiomycetes; Eurotiales; Aspergillaceae
Exons: 2
Coding region: 121-483 (120 amino acids)
Source: RefSeq, a predicted model, not a curated record